Messenger RNA from Guillardia theta CCMP2712, 219 nucleotides. RefSeq lists its product as hypothetical. The coding region runs from base 1 to 219 and encodes 72 amino acids. The transcript has 3 exons. NCBI's taxonomy places the organism in Eukaryota, Cryptophyceae, Pyrenomonadales, Geminigeraceae. The record is from RefSeq and is a predicted model, not a curated record.
AUGCCGCUUCUUCGUCUUGCCCCCUUCCGCUCGCUCGAGUUCGCCAACAACUACUGCUACGAGUGCCCUACCGGAAACGCUGGGUUCUAUGACGCUCCAGCUGACUACAAGGCUUACCUUGAGAUGAUCGGCGUGAGCUCCCCUCCCUUUGCCAACGCCAACCCUGCCUACUCUGAGGGAGACGGAUGGGCCCUCGUUGAGACCGCCCCUGCCCCUUAA